Molecule: messenger RNA, 1216 nt
Organism: Calidris pugnax (ruff)
Lineage: Eukaryota; Metazoa; Chordata; Aves; Charadriiformes; Scolopacidae
Product: keratin, type II cytoskeletal 75-like
Exons: 5
Biological process (GO): intermediate filament organization; keratinization
Cellular component (GO): keratin filament
Molecular function (GO): structural constituent of skin epidermis
Source: RefSeq, a predicted model, not a curated record
CUCCCCCAACCCGUCCUGCCUGUCCUGCCACCGCCCUGCCCCGCUCCCAGCCUUCUCCCAACCUCCCGCCCGCCUUAAAAACCUCCUGCCCCCUUCUCCCAGCCUCCUUCCGACCUCCUCCCGACGCCUUCCGACCUCUUUCCCACCUCCUUCCAACCUUUCCGACGUCUUCCAACCUCUCCCAACCUCUUCCAACCUCCUCCCGACAUCUUCCAACCUUCUCCCAACCUCUUCCAACCUUCUCCCAACCUCUUCCAACCUUCUCCAAACCUCUUCCAACCUUCUUCCGACCUUCUUCCAACUCUUCCAACCUUCUUCCAACUCUUCCAACCUUCUCCCAAUCUCCUUCCGACCUUCUCCCAACCUUCUCGCCACCUUCUCACCCGUCUUCCGACCUCCUCGCCCUCGUCCCCCCCCCAACCUCGCCAUGUCCGUCACCGUCACCAGGAAGACCGUGAGGAGCAGCUCGGCCGCCCCCGGCCGCUCCUUCAGCUCCCACUCCUACACCGCCGGCCCUGGCGUGAGGAUGAGUACGGCCUCAGCCUUCAGCAGCUACGGGGGGAGCCGUUACGGAGCCGGGGGGCUCUACCGGGGUCCGGCCCUGGCCCCGGGGACGGGGGGUGGCAUCACGGCCGUCAGCGUCAACCAGAGCCUCCUGACCCCCCUCAACCUGGAGAUCGACCCCAGCAUCCAGCGGGUGCGGAAGGAGGAGAAGGAGCAGAUCAAGACGCUCAACAACAAGUUCGCUUCCUUCAUCGACAAGGUGGGGUAUGAAGAGGAGAUCAACAAGCGCACGACUGCCGAGAAUGACUUCGUGAUGCUGAAGAAGGAUGCAGAUGUUGCCUACAUAACCAAGGUGGACCUGGGGGCCAAGGUGGAAGCACUGACAGAUGAGAUUAACUUCCUGCGAGCCCUCUACGAAGCAGAGCUGUCCCAGAUGCAGUCCCAGAUCUCCGACACCUCCGUGGUCCUCUCCAUGGACAACAACCGCAGCCUGGACAUGCGCAGCAUCAUCGCCGAGGUCAAAGCACAGUACGAGGACAUCGCCAACCGGAGCCGGGCAGAGGCUGAGUCCUGGUACCAGAGCAAGUACGAGGAGCUGCAGCUCACAGCUGGCCGGCAUGGGCACGACCUCCAGAACACCAAGAUGGAGAUCUCGGAGAUGAAUCGCAUGGUCCAGCGGCUCCACUCAGAAAUUGAUAACGUAAAGAAACAG